Phytophthora infestans T30-4 is the source of this 925-nucleotide messenger RNA. RefSeq lists its product as uncharacterized. NCBI's taxonomy places the organism in Eukaryota, Oomycota, Peronosporomycetes, Peronosporales, Peronosporaceae. The coding region runs from base 1 to 864 and encodes 287 amino acids. The transcript has a single exon. The record is from RefSeq and is a predicted model, not a curated record.
AUGACCAACAUUCCGUUCGAGCCCGAAGAGGCUCGUCACUGGCUGGGAGACCCAUCCACAAACACGCCUCCGCCUGCCUGGUCUCGCAAGUACUUCCGCUCGGCGUUGCGUGUGGACCAGGUCCUUCUGGGCGACUGGGCGUCUAUCGGCCCCACCCUGGACGUGUUCAAGCUGCCACACACUCUGGCGGGUGUUCGCACUUUACUGGAGAAAUGGAUCGACAUCAUGAAGCCCGAGUACUUCAUGUCGAGUGUACCCAUUUUCUUCGAGUAUCCGGAUGAGAAUGCACCCAAAUCUGCCGCUGACGCUCUGCCGAAUGGUGCGGAGUUGUUGCUGCAGGUUUUGUUGCCUUUGGCCGAGGAGAAAAAGUUGCCGAUCGCACUCAAAUUCGACAGUGUGCGUCCAAUCAACGCUCGCUACGGUGUGGCCGGAGACGGCGUGAAGCCCAGCAACGUGGACAUCCUGAUCAAACUGUGCAACAACUUCCCGCGCGUCAAGUUCCUGGCCACGUUCCUGUCGCGUGUGAACCAGCACGAGGUGACGGUGACGGCCAACAAGUUCCGCAACUUGCAUCUGUACGGCUGCUGGUGGUACUGCAACAACCCGUCGAUCAUCGAGGAGCUGACGCGCAUGCGCAUCGAGAUCCUGGGCACGGCGUUCACGAGUCAGCACUCGGACGCGCGUGUGCUGGACCAGCUCAUCUACAAGUGGAGCCACUCGCGCGACGUGAUCGGUGAGGUGUUGGUGGACAUGUACGAGAAGCUGUUCGCGACGGGCUGGAAGGUGUCCAAGAGCGACAUCGAGCGCGACGUGCAGCGUCUGUUCGGUCAGAGCUACGAGGACUUCAUGGACAAGGAGAUGUAAUUCUGCGAAGAAGAAAACCCUAGAUGUCGUCUAAAAAAAUGAAUCGCAAACUGUUGAUGCA